GUUAGUUUCGGUUCUUGACGCCAUUGCGAUUAUGUGUUCAACGUCGGGUGUCUCUGCCUUGCACAUAAUGAUGUACCCUUGGUUCGCAAUGGGUCACCUCACGCCAUUCAUGCACUUGGCCAACAAACUGGCAAGAAGAGGGCACAAAAUCUCAUUCCUGAUCCCCGCCAGGACGCAGCCCAAGUUGGAGCCCUUCAAUCUCCACCCUAAACUCAUUGUCUUCGUGCCGGAUCACCGUGAGGGCCUUCCCCCUGGGGCUGAAACGACUUCCAACAUGCCCUCCCCAUUGCACUCGCUCAUCAUGACUGCAAUGGACCGUACCGAGAGUGAUAUCCGUCUCUUGCUCCGCGAUCUGAAGCCUCAGGUCGUCUUCUAUGACUUCGCCUACUGGAUGCCAGGCCUAGCUCGGCCCCAGGGUCCCUUCCAUCUCUACUGUAGUGUCAGUACAGCCACAGAAGGUUACUUACUCUGUCCUACUAGGCAGGCCGAGGUGGACAAGCACGAGCUGGCUCAUGAGCAGGAAUAUCCCGAUGAGUCCAUCAAGCUCCACAUCCAUGAGGUGAGACACAUUGCUCAGAUGGCGUUCAUGACGUAUGGUAGUAACAUGCGGUUUAUGGAUCACUUGCUCACCAGCCGGAGUGAGGCUGCUGCUCUGGCCUUCAGAUCAUGUCAAGAGAUUGAGGGUCCGUAUAUUGAGUAUGUUAGGAGCCAGUUUGGGAAGCCUGUCCUUCUCUCUGGCCCCACCAUACCCGAACCACCGAUUUCCUCUUUGGAUGAGAAGUGGUCCCGCUGACUAGCACAUUUCGAGCCCGGCUCUGUGGUUUUCUGUGCCUUGGGGAGCGAAUGGACCUUAAAGAAAGAUCAGUUUCAGGAACUUGUGUUGGGUCUAGAACUCACAGGCCUACCUUUUCUGGCAGCACUGAAACAUCCGAUCGAAUGCGACUCUGUUGAUUCAGCCCUCCCAGAAGGAUUUGAGGAGAGGACCCGAGGGAGAGGAGUAGUUCACGGUGGAUGGAUCCAGCAACAGCUGAUACUGGAGCACCCAUCCAUCGGAUGCUUCAUCACUCACUGCGGGUCAAACUCGAUACUCGAGGCACUAGUAAAUAAGUGCCAGCUUGUGCUUCUUCCACACGUGGGUGAUCAUAUCUUCAUUGCGAGGAUGAUGAGCAGGAACCUCAAGGUGGGAGUGGAAGUAGAGAGAGGUGAGGAAGACGGCUCCCUGAGAAAGGAAGCUGACUGCAAUGCGGUGAGGACAGCAAUGGAGGAAGGAAGUGAACGAGGGAGAGAGGUCAGAGCAAAUCAUGCCAAGAUACGAGAAGUGCUGCUCGACAAAGGAUUAGAGUUAUCUUACAUGGAAAGCUUUGAAAAAGAGCUCCAAAAUCUAAUCCAGCAGUGA
Molecule: messenger RNA, 1396 nt
Organism: Punica granatum (pomegranate)
Lineage: Eukaryota; Viridiplantae; Streptophyta; Magnoliopsida; Myrtales; Lythraceae
Source: RefSeq, a predicted model, not a curated record